AUGGUUGAACGAUUUCACCCCAAAAUUAAGGAUACCCUGCGAGCUGCAGAUGACCCAGGCAACUGGUUGGACAACCUGCUCCUGGUCCUCGGAAUUCGCUGGAAACCGAAGUCGGAUCUGGAUUGCAGCGCGGCCGAGGUGGUGUUCGGCACCACCCUCCAACUGUCGAGAUGGUCAGUCCAACUUCUCGUGGUCCCGAAGAGACUGCGAUAA
Molecule: messenger RNA, 213 nt
Organism: Dibothriocephalus latus
Lineage: Eukaryota; Metazoa; Platyhelminthes; Cestoda; Diphyllobothriidea; Diphyllobothriidae
Source: the annotation of a GenBank genome assembly